Messenger RNA from Dendronephthya gigantea, 565 nucleotides. Its product is annotated as small ubiquitin-related modifier 1-like. The coding region runs from base 74 to 352 and encodes 92 amino acids. NCBI's taxonomy places the organism in Eukaryota, Metazoa, Cnidaria, Anthozoa, Malacalcyonacea, Nephtheidae. Gene Ontology annotation, biological process: protein sumoylation. The record is from RefSeq and is a predicted model, not a curated record. Gene Ontology annotation, cellular component: PML body; nucleus. Gene Ontology annotation, molecular function: protein tag activity; ubiquitin-like protein ligase binding. The transcript is spliced from 5 exons.
AGCCAUCGUUGGUGUUUGGAAACCUUUCAGCCUUGCGAAGAUUUUUCUCCAUUGAUUUGAAAGGAAGUACAAAAUGUCCGAAGAAAAUAAGGAAGUCAAACCGGAGUCAGAACAUAUCAAUCUGAAAGUCAUAGCCCAGGAUAAUACUGAAGUCCAUUUCAAAAUUAAACGUACAACGCAACUUAAAAAGUUAAAGCAAGCUUUCUGUGACAGACAAGGUGUCGCUCUAAAUUCACUACGAUUUUUGUUUGAUGGCCAGAGGAUUACAGAUGACCAGACACCAAAAGAUCUUGAAAUGGAGGAUGAUGAUGUGAUUGAGGUGUACCAAGAACAAACUGGGGGCUGCAGUUGAAAUAUUAUUAAAUAGAAACAGGACGUCUUGCUACCAUUCAACAUACAGGCGGGAGAAGUAAUUUUUACAGUGGCCAGUGAACUCAACAUUUUAUUUCGUCAUGUGUACAGUCGUUGUAGAAUAUCAAGGUUGACUUAUUCAGAAAUAUUAACCACGUAAUAAGGAUAUAAGCUGUUAUUAUUUAGCAAUUCUUAUUAUUACAUGGGUCGUGUA